GAUAGCCGCACCUGUGCUUCAAGGCAGCCCAGAACCCAUGCUCUCCACGUGACUCAACUUCUAGCCUGUGCGGUUCCUCAUUAUUGUUUCCUGGUGUGUGCUCUGCUUUUGUUUCUCCAGGAGCCCAGACCAGUUACACCUGUACUGCCUCCCUGCCUCCCCUCCAAGGUCUCACAGGCCCUCCUUGCCAGCUCAGACUUCUUGCUAAAGUGGGCACACCCAGGGUCGGGAGAUAGAGCUGUUGCCUUGCUAAUUAAAAGCCCUGGAGUUCCUUACUGGCUCUCAGUGCCUGCUGAUGCAGCUGCGGCCAAAGCUUUGAUUCCAGAGACAAGAAGGUCUUCAGGACAAAGGGCCAGGCAACAAUGGAUUCUUCUUCACAAUCUAGUGAAUUUUUUCUUCCUCAAGAAAACUCUGAAGAAGCCAAAGAAAGACAGAUAUAUCCCAGAACCUACAAGAUCCAUGAUUCCCAACAGAUGGUGUGGGUCCUAACAGGAAAUUCUUUAAUGGCAGUGCCUGCUAGCAACAACGUCAAACCCGUCGUCCUUAGCUUGAUAGCAUGUAGAGACUCAGAAUUCCAAGAUGCCGCAAAAGGUAAUCUAGUUCUCCUGGGGAUUGAAAGUAAAAGUCUCUGCCUCUUCUGUGCUGAAAUCAGUGGCACACCGACUUUGCAGCUUAAGAAUGUAGACAUCAUGGAGAUGUACAAUGUGGACAAAGUACAGAAAGCCUAUCUAUUCUACCACAGCAAAGAGGGCUCCACUUCUACCUUCCAGUCAGUCUCCUAUCCUGGCUGGUUCAUAGCGUCCUCUUCCACAGCAAGACAAGCAAUCAUUCUCACACAGCAGAGGGGUGAAGCUAAUAACACCAACUUCUACUUAGAGCCUGAGGAUUAAAAUCCAGUAUGGGCCAUAUGUGGCUGAGUCCAGGACAAAGAAUCAAAGUGGUGGAGAGUCUUUUACUUGAAAACACAACAAGCCAUCUUAAAAGACCACUGUAUCACCUCUUCUCCAGACAUCCGUUUCUGAAGGGUCACUCAUCUGAACAUCAUUCCUGUGUGAAGCCCAAGAAUCGCUUUUAUCCUUUCUUGAUCUUGUCUCACCAUCAGCUACCAAGUACAGUCAAGUCAUAGUCGCCUUACAUCCAACUCUCCCUCCCUGUUCUCACAGAAGCCAAUGGUGCAGAGAAGUCAAUUCCAAAGAGUCAAUGCAAGAUUCUUCCUUCUUAACUUUAUUAUGUUUAUUGUAAAUAUGAUAAAUACCUAAAAGAUAAGUCUCAAGAAUAAGGCCAUAUAAAAGAUCAUUUUUAUCUGUCUUGAUGAUCAUGAUAUAUUCAGAAAUUAUCAGUUAAUAAUUUGACACAUAGCAUACACUUUUAUUAUGGUGAUUGUCAACCUAAGUGAAUAAAAAAUAAAUCCAAA
Molecule: messenger RNA, 1414 nt
Organism: Mesocricetus auratus (golden hamster)
Lineage: Eukaryota; Metazoa; Chordata; Mammalia; Rodentia; Cricetidae
Gene: Il36b
Product: interleukin 36 beta
Exons: 5
Coding region: 363-890 (175 amino acids)
Biological process (GO): inflammatory response to antigenic stimulus; cellular response to lipopolysaccharide; positive regulation of gene expression
Molecular function (GO): cytokine activity
Source: RefSeq, a predicted model, not a curated record